Emys orbicularis (European pond turtle) is the source of this 4654-nucleotide messenger RNA. It is a transcript of the gene RFX7, whose product is annotated as regulatory factor X7. Gene Ontology annotation, molecular function: RNA polymerase II cis-regulatory region sequence-specific DNA binding; DNA-binding transcription factor activity, RNA polymerase II-specific. Gene Ontology annotation, biological process: regulation of transcription by RNA polymerase II. The transcript is spliced from 9 exons. The coding region runs from base 239 to 4654 and encodes 1471 amino acids. NCBI's taxonomy places the organism in Eukaryota, Metazoa, Chordata, Testudines, Emydidae. The record is from RefSeq and is a predicted model, not a curated record.
GGGGGGCGGCGGCGGCGAGUCCGCAGCGACCCCAGAGCGCGGGGCAGCGCCGCGAUGCGCCUUCCCGUCGGGAAGGCUCCCCACCCUCGGGCGUAGCAGCGGCUGGACCCGGCGCGGCUUCUCCUCCGUGAUGUCCCCCAGGCAGCAGGGAAAGGCGACUCACUCGAGUGCUGGGGUGAAGGCCUAGUGUCUCCAGCGCCGCUCGCGCCCGCUCCCUCUCCCGCACCCUCCGCCGGCGAUGAUGGCAGAAGAACAGCAACCUGAUCCCCCGCAGCCGCCGCCGCCGCAGCAGCUCCCCGGCACCCCCGCGCCAGGGGGGGCUUUGCCAGCCCUGGUGCCCGGGCUGCAAGGGACGGAAGCCAACGCGCUGCAACACAAAAUCAAGAACUCCAUCUGCAAAACUGUACAAUCUAAGGUGGACUGCAUUUUGCAAGAAGUUGAGAAGUUUACAGACCUAGAGAAACUCUACCUCUACCUUCAACUGCCUUCGGGUCCCAGCAAUGGAGAGAAAAGCGAUCAGAUCUCGAUGUCAUCAAGCCGUGCGCAGCAAAUGCAUGCAUUUUCUUGGAUUCGGAAUACCUUGGAGGAGCACCCAGAGACAUCCCUUCCCAAACAGGAAGUUUAUGAUGAGUACAAGAGCUAUUGUGACAAUCUUGGCUACCAUCCUUUAAGUGCUGCUGACUUUGGAAAGAUCAUGAAAAAUGUCUUUCCAAAUAUGAAGGCCCGCCGUCUGGGCACAAGAGGCAAAUCAAAAUAUUGCUACAGUGGACUGAGGAAGAAAGCUUUUGUGCAUAUGCCAACACUGCCCAACCUUGGCUUCCAUAAAACUGGAGAUGGGUUGGAUGGAUCAGAUCCAUCAGGGCAGCUACAAAGUGCUGAUGAGGAAGUUGUGUCGGCCGCCUGUCGACUUGUGUGCGAAUGGGCCCAGAAAGUCCUAAGCCAGCCAUUUGAUUCAGUCUUGGAUUUAGCUCGUUUCCUUGUCAAAAGUCACUACAUCGGCACCAAAUCAAUGGCAGCUUUAACAGUAAUGGCAGGGGCGCCAGCAGGAAUAAAAGGGAUCCCUCAACCCUCUGCUUUUAUACCCACGGCUGAAAGUAAUUCUUUUCAGCCUCAAGUGAAAACUCUCCCAUCACCAGUUGAUGCCAAGCAGCAGCUACAGCGUAAGAUCCAGAAGAAGCAACAGGAACAGAAACUGCAGUCUCCUUUGCCAGGAGAGUCUCCAGCAAAGAAAACCGAAGGAGCUACAGCCAAUGGAGUAACAAGUAUUUCUAAUGGAAGUCCUGCAAUCUUGUCUCCUCAACCUAUCGGUAUCGUAGUGGCAGCUGUACCCAGCCCCAUACCGGUACCGAGGACCAGACAGCUGGUGACAUCUCCAAGUCCCAUGGGCUCCUCUGAUGGCAAGGUUCUUCCGCUCAAUGUUCAGGUGGUCACUCAGCACAUGCAGUCAGUCAAGCAGUCACCAAAGACUCCUCAGAAUGUUCCAGCCAGUCCAGUUGGUGACCGUUCCGCCCGGCAUCGUUACCCACAGAUCUUACCUAAGCCAGCAAACACCAGUGCUCUCACCAUCCGCUCGCCAACUACGGUGCUUUUCACCAGUAGCCCAAUCAAGACAGUUGUGCCAGCUCCACAUGUAAAUUCCUUAAACGUGGUAAAAAUGACAGCAAUAUCUCUUGCCCCUAGCAGCAGUAGUGUACCCGUCAAACACACUACUUCAUUGAACAGCAGUACAGGAGCAAUGGAAGAAUCGAGAACUGUUCCUCAGAUUAAAAAUGGGUCUGUUGUUUCACUUCAGUCUCCAGGAUCCAAGACAAGCAGUGUUGUAGCUACACCUGCAGUUGAGAUCAAAAUGGAACCAGAAGCAUUACUGGAUGACAACCCAAUACAGUGCCAAGAGAAUUCUGAUGUGUCUAAAGCUAUAAAAGGAGCACCGGGCCUGCCUGCUGCUCAGAGGAAUCAUUUUGAGGGUACAACCUUGAAAGCUUCAACUGAGAGCAUCAGUGAAGUGAAAACAGUUAAGGGCUGUGAUCAGAGAGCUGAAGGAGCAAGGACCAAAUAUAAAGCCCGACCUAAAGAAAUCAUACCAGUUUCUUCAGCAGGCAAUAAUCAAAGCACUCUUACUCUCUCAGUUGCCACUCAAAACUUCUCCAAUCCCAGCAUCAGUUCACCUCCUAGUGGUGAUUCUACUGUUAAAGAUAAAACAUGCACUAAAAGUCCAAGGAAGCGACUACCUUCUACGCUUCAGGAGUCCCAGGUACCACCUGUAAAGAAACCACUUGUGGGGCAGCUUUCAGCAGGUAGCAUGGAAGGUCAAAAAGGAAGCAGUGUUAAGAAGGUUCAGAAGGUUGUAUCAUUAGCUAGAAAUGACAGUACUACAGCACUUGCUCAAGUUCCUAGCAAGGUCACUAUAAAAGUAAAUUCUACAGCUUCAACACACUUAGUGACAAACUGUCCAUUGAAUUCCAAUGUUAUAAAUACCAGUGAUUCCACUUUGGGACAGCAGCUCACAGCCUCAUCUCCAGAUAUAAAAGUAAAAUUGGAAGGAAAUUUGUUUAUCUUAGAAAAUGAUUCAAAAUCUGAUGGCAGCUUUAAUCCAAAUCCAUGGCAGCAUAUCACUAAAACCUCUGACUUUACAUCUGUGAACUCUGAACAGCAGCAAGAUAUCAGUGUUAUGACUAUUGCAGGACAGUCUGACUCUAAUGAUUUACAGGAAUCUGUAUGGGAGCCAGUGCACUGUGAAGGAAUACAACAGGAUACAUACAGCCAGCAGUUACAGAGCCAGAUCCAAGAAUCAGCUUUGGGUCAAAUACAAGCACAGUCCUCAAAUCAGUUACCGUUACCUCUGCAGUCUGAGCUAAAAGAAUUCGAACAUACAGUCCCUCAGUCAAACGAAAACUUCUUUUCAUUUGAUGAUGACCUUACACAGGACAGCAUUGUGGAGGAACUGGUGCUCAUGGAGGAGCAAAUGUCAAUGAACAGUUCUCAUCCUUAUGGUAGUUGUCUGGGAAUGGCACUGCAGAAUCAGACAGCAGCUCAAGGAGCUCCAAUGUCAUCUCAUCCAAGCAAUACGCACUUCUACCAUUCAAUCCACAACAAUGGCACUCCAAUUCACACUCCCACACCUACCCCGACUCCCACACCUACCCCGACUCCGACCCCAACACCCACGUCAGAAAUGAUUGCUGGAUCUCAGAGUGUGUCACGAGAGAGCCCGUGCUCACGACUGGCUCAGACUACUCCUGUAGAUAGUGCUCUGGGAAGUAGCCGGCAUACACCCAUUGGCACACCACAUUCAAACUGCAGCAGCAGUGUCCCUCCUAGUCCUGUGGAAUGCAGAAAUCCUUUUGCAUUUACUCCAAUAAGCUCCAGUAUGGCAUACCAUGAUGCCAGCAUUGUCUCGAGUAGCCCUGUGAAACCAAUGCAGCGACCUAUGGCUACUCACCCUGAUAAAACCAAACUUGAGUGGAUGAAUAACGGGUACAGUGGAGUCACUAAUUCAUCAGUUUCAAAUCAUGGCAUUCUUCCAAGCUAUCAGGAGCUAGUGGAAGACCGUUUCAGGAAACCUCAUGCUUUUGCAGUUCCUGGCCAGUCAUAUCAGUCUCAGUCCCGGCACCAUGAUACUCACUUUGGUCGUGUGACUCCUGUGUCACCUGUAUCACAUCAGGGAUCCUCUGUAAAUAGCACCAACAAGCAGGAAGGCUUUGCUGUUCCUGCUCCUCUUGACAACAAAGGAACAAGUUCCUCUCUCAAUAACAGUUUCAGAUGCCGGAGUGUAAGCCCUGCUGUCCAUCGCCAACGUAAUCUUAGUGGAAGCACUGUCUAUCCAGUUUCUAAUAUACCACGCUCUAACUUGACCCCUUUCGGAAGUCCAGUGACACCUGAAGUUCACAAUGUGUUCACAAAUAUUCAUGCUGACACUAGUGCCAAUAAUAUAGCUCAAAGGAGUCAGUCAGUCCCUUUGACUGUCAUGAUGCAGACAGCCUUCCCCUCUCUUCAGAAACAAACAAACACUAAAAAAAUAACAAAUGUGUUGUUAAGCAAACUUGAUUCUGAUGGCGAUGAUGCAGUGAGAGGUUUGGGAAUGAACAACAUGCCUUCAAAUUACACAGCGAGGAUGAAUCUCACUCAGAUUUUAGAAACAUCCACCACUUUUCCUAGUGCCAACCCGCAAAAUAUGAUCAAUUCCAGCACUUCAGUUUAUGAAUUCCAAACACCAAGUUACCUCACAAAAAACAGCAGCACCGAUCAGAUCAGUUUUUCUUCUGGAGAUAACCAAGCACAAUCAGAAAUUGGAGAACAGCAAUUAGAUUUCAGCAGCACUGUAAAAGACUUUUUAGGGGAGGACAAUCUGCAAACCAACCAGCAGCUGGUGAAUCAGGUGGUGUCAGAUCUCAAUAACGUUGCAUCUGUCUUUUCCAGCGACAUCAGGUUGUCUUCCGACCUCUCAGGCAGCAUUAAUGAUCUGAAUACUUUAGAUACAAAUCUACUGUUUGAUCCAGGUCGUCAGCAGGGACAAGACGACGAUGCUACACUGGAGGAAUUAAAGAAUGACCCCUUGUUUCAACAAAUCUGCAAUGAAUCCAUUAACUCAAUGACUACAUCAGGUUUUGAGUGGAUGGAGAGUAAGGAUCAUCCUGCUGUUGAAAUGUUGGGUUAA